UUCGGAAAUAGUGCGUAGAGUGAGAGUGAACAUUUGGAUAUCGCUGUGUAUUCUGGGUACAGACAGUAAUUCCACGAUGGCGGCGAGCAGGAGGCUGCACAAGGAACUUGAUGAAAUCCGGAAGUCUGGAAUGAAAAAUUUCCGUAACAUUCAAGUGGAUGAAUCAAAUAUUUUGACUUGGCAAGGCCUCAUUGUUCCAGACAACCCUCCAUACGAUAAAGGUGCUUUCAGAAUCGAGAUCAUCUUCCCAGCGGAGUACCCCUUCAAGCCCCCCAAGAUCACGUUCAAGACCAAGAUCUACCACCCCAACAUCGACGAGAAGGGACAGGUGUGUCUGCCUGUGAUCAGCGCAGAGAACUGGAAACCAGCCACUAAAACUGACCAAGUGAUCCAGUCCCUGAUUGCGCUGGUCAACGACCCCCAGCCAGAGCAUCCUCUCAGGGCAGACCUAGCAGAGGAAUACUCUAAGGACCGUAAAAAAUUCUUUAAGAACGCAGAAGAGUUUACAAAGAAACAUGGAGAAAAACGACCUGUGGACUGAGAACGCAAACGUGUGACUCCCUCUUCCUAAUCCCCCCCCCCCGGCCUCCUCUCUCUACUUCCCCCUCUCUCCCCCCUUCCAAGACCCACCUAAACCCCUCUCUGCUCUUACCCAAUCUCCUGAAAAUGCCCCCACACAUGUACACACAUCCUUCUAGCCCCCUCUCCUCCUGGGGCGAUAUAUCUCAGCUCCACUUCUCCCUGGCAACAGGACUGUGUCGUGAAUCAGGCAGGUCGGUCAACUCUGGGUGUCAGCUUGUGGCUGUUACUAACUUUCUACUGAUUUCUUAAAUGAUAAAAAUGCUGGAAUUGGGCCCAAGAGAGCAACUUGUUAAAGAGGGAACAAAAAAAAUACAACGGAAAGAAAGAUAUAGAUACAAAUGUUAUGCUCAAUUUGUUCAUGAUUUGUACACAGAAGUGUAUUGAUUGUUGGUGCAGACCUCUGUAUAAAGAUUAUCAACUGUUUUGAAAACUAUUUGGUAAAUGCUCAACUUGUCGUCUGAUUGUUAACCCUUUUCAUCUCACUCCUUCCUCUCACUAAAAUAUGUAACAGAAAAAAUCAACCUCAAAAGCAACGAAAUGAUAAAAACACUUAAAGCAUCAAGGUU
Messenger RNA from Coregonus clupeaformis (lake whitefish), 1148 nucleotides. Its product is annotated as ubiquitin-conjugating enzyme E2 L3. The record is from RefSeq and is a predicted model, not a curated record. Lineage: Eukaryota; Metazoa; Chordata; Actinopteri; Salmoniformes; Salmonidae. Bases 77 to 541 code for a protein of 154 amino acids. The transcript has 4 exons.